Rana temporaria (common frog) is the source of this 2337-nucleotide messenger RNA. RefSeq names its product S-antigen protein-like. The transcript has 2 exons. Bases 1 to 2337 code for a protein of 778 amino acids. Lineage: Eukaryota; Metazoa; Chordata; Amphibia; Anura; Ranidae. The record is from RefSeq and is a predicted model, not a curated record.
AUGGACAGAGUGCAGAAUGAGGACGAGGACACAGUGCAGGAUAAGGACGAGGACAGAGCGCAGGAUAAGGACGAGGACAGAGGGCAGGAUAAGGACGAGGACAGAGUGCAGGAUAAGGACGAGGACAGAAUGCAGGAUAAGGACGAGGACAGAGUGCAGGAUGAGGACGAGGACAGAGUGCAGGAUAAGGACGAGGACAGAUGGCAGGAUAAGGACGAGGACAGAGUGCAGGAUGAGGAUGAGGACAGAGUGCAGGAUGAGGAUGAGGACAGAGUGCAGAAUGAGGAUGAGGACAGAGUGCAGAAUGAGGACGAGGACAGAGCGCAGGAUAAGGACGAGGACAGAGUGCAGAAUGAGGACGAGGACAGAGUGCAGGAUGAGGACGAGGACAGAGUGCAGGAUGAGGACAUGGACAGAGGGCAGGAUAAGGACGAGGACAGAGUGCAGGAUGAGGACGAGGACAGAGUGCAGGAUGAGGACAGAGGGCAGGAUAAGGAUGAGGACAGAGUGCAGAAUGAGGACAAGGACAGAGGGCAGGAUAAGGACGAGGACAGAGUGCAGGAUGAGGACAUGGACAGAGGGCAGGAUAAGGACGAAGACAGAGUGCAGAAUGAGGAUGAGGACAGAGUGCAGAAUGAGGACGAGGACAGAGUGCAGGAUAAGGACGAGGACAGAGUGCAGGAUAAGGAUGAGGACAGAGGGCAGGAUAAGGACGAGGACAGAGGGCAGGAUAAGGACGAGGACAGAGUGCAGGAUAAGGACGAGGACAGAACGCAGGAUAAGGACGAGGACAGAGUGCAGGAUAAGGACGAGGACAGAGUGCAGAAUGAGGACGAGGACAGAGCGCAGGAUAAGGACGAGGACAGAGUGCAGAAUGAGGACGAGGACAGAGCGCAGGAUAAGGACGAGGACAGAGCGCAGGAUAAGGACGAGGACAGAGUGCAGAAUGAGGACGAGGACAGAAUGCAGGAUAAGGACGAGGACAGAGGGCAGGAUAAGGACGAGGACAGAGUGCAGGAUAAGGACGAGGACAGAGUGCAGAAUGAGAACGAGGACAGAAAUAAGGACGAGGACAGAGUGCAGGAUAAGGACAGAGGGCAGGAUAAGGACGAGGACAGAGUGCAGAAUGAGGACGAGGACAGAGUGCAGAAUGAGGACGAGGACAGAGUGCAGGAUAAGGACGAGGACAGAGUGCAGAAUGAGGACGAGGACAGAGUGCAGAAUGAGGAUGAGGACAGGGUGCAGGAUAAGGACGAGGACAGAGUGCAGGAUAAGGACGAGGACAGAGGGCAGGAUAAGGACGAGGGCAGAGUGCAGGAUAAGGACGAGGACAGAGGGCAGGAUAAGGACGAGGACAGAGUGCAGGAUAAGGACGAGGACAGAGGGCAGGAUAAGGACGAGGACAGAGUGCAGGAUAAGGACGAGGACAGAGGGCAGGAUAAGGACGAGGACAGAGUGCAGGAUAAGGACGAGGACAGAGUGCAGGAUAAGGACGAGGACAGAGUGCAGGAUAAGGAUGAGGACAGAGCGCAGAAUGAGGACAAGGACAGAGCGCAGGAUAAGGACGAGGACAGAGGGCAGGAUAAGGACGAGGACAGAGUGCAGGAUAAGGACGAGGACAGAGUGCAGGAUAAGGACGAGGACAGAGUGCAGGAUAAGGAUGAGGACAGAGCGCAGAAUGAGGACAAGGACAGAGCGCAGGAUAAGGACGAGGACAGAACGCAGGAUAAGGACGAGGACAGAGCGCAGGAUAAGGACGAGGACAGAGGGCAGGAUAAGGACAAGGACAGAGUGCAGGAUAAGGACGAGGACAGAGUGCAGGAUAAGGACGAGGACAGAGUGCAGGAUAAGGACGAGGACAGAGUGCAGGAUAAGGAUGAGGACAGAGCGCAGAAUGAGGACAAGGACAGAGCGCAGAAUGAGGACAAGGACAGAGCGCAGGAUAAGGAUGAGGACAGAGCGCAGAAUGAGGACAAGGACAGAGCGCAGAAUGAGGACAAGGACAGAGCGCAGGAUAAGGACGAGGACAGAGUGCAGGAUAAGGACGAGGACAGAGCGCAGGAUAAGGACGAGGACAGAGGGCAGGAUAAGGAGGAGGACAGAGCGCAGGAUAAGGACGAGGACAGAGUGCAGAAUGAGGACGAGGACAGAGUGCAGGAUAAGGACGAGGACAGAGUGCAGGAUAAGGACGAGGACAGAGUGCAGGAUAAGGACGAGGACAGAGGCCAGGAUAAGGACGAGGACAGAGUGCAGGAUAAGGACGAGGACAGAGUGCAGGGUAAGGACGAGGACAGAACGCAGGAUAAGGACGAGGACAGAACGCAGGAUAAGGACUAG